Molecule: messenger RNA, 1056 nt
Organism: Cylicostephanus goldi
Lineage: Eukaryota; Metazoa; Nematoda; Chromadorea; Rhabditida; Strongylidae
Source: the annotation of a GenBank genome assembly
AUGAAGUUCGGUGAGCAGCUGGCAAGUCAUCUGACACCGGAAUGGCGGAAGCAGUACAUCGACUAUGAAGCAUUAAAGAAUUUGCUGUAUGAUAAUAUGCUUGAAGUGCCUUCGGAAGAAGAGCGACGUGAAGAGCACAUCGCGCAGAUGGAUGAGAAGUUCUUUAAUGAGUGCGAGAAAGAACUCACUAAAAUCAACCUCUUUUUCUCCCAGAAAAUAGCCGAAGCACAAGGGAAGUACCAUGAACUUCAGUCUGAGCUGCAGAUGUUCAAGGAAGUUGUGGAACAACGUACUGAACCGAUGACUUUACGGCGAAGAUUUGGACAUCGAGACAAGCUUCACAAGGAAACGAUAAAGACCAGUCAGCAAUUGAAACUUGCUUUCUCCGAGUUUUACCUCAGCUUGGUUCUUGUACAAAAUUAUCAGCAGUUGAAUGGCACCGGAUUCCGGAAAAUUCUCAAGAAGCACGAUAAACUUACCGGAAAUGAGCGUGGACUCGAUUGGAGGAUAAACAAAGUGGAGAAAAGCUCAUUUUUCCUGAAUCGGGAGAUCGAGACUCUUAUAAACAAUGUGGAAACAUCCGUGAUCAACGAGCUCGAAGGCGGUAAUCGUCAAGCUGGAAUGAAGCGCCUCAAAGUGCCUCCAUUGUCAGAAAAGCAAAAGCCUAUUACUACGUUUUCACUUGGACUUUUCAUGGGAGCAGCCUUAAUUCUCAUCACCGCCAUACUUUUGUCAUGGUGGGGAUUAGUGUCACGACCAAACGAGCCACAAUGGGUUGCUGUGCGACUCUUUCGAGGACCAUUUCUUCUGUUCCUGUCGAUUUUCAUGUGUGGUGUAAAUAUGGCCGGCUGGGCCGGAGCUGGCGUUAAUCAUGUGCUGAUUUUCGAAGUCGACCCAAGGCAUCAUCUUUCCUAUCAGAUGCUCAUGCAAAUCGCCGCCUUCAUGAUCAUGCUUUGGGCUGUGGCCGUAUUAGCUUAUCUCUACGCUCACCUCAUCCAUAUACCACCAUUUGCACCUCCACUAGCACUGAUGAUCAUCUGCUUCAUUAUCAUGUUC